ACGUUUGCAGAAUUUUGGCUUCGCGAGGCGUAAAUAUCAAUUAAAAGACACAAUCUCGCGAUAUGUGCGACGUUGCGGUGGUAAAGAAGAUAGCUAACUGCCUGGGAGUGGCACCUGGCAAGGUUCAACUAAACGACGAACAGGUCGUGACACGCACUAUUGGCCAAAACAAAACGGUCCAAGGAUUUGCUACAAUACUUGAAAGUUUAGCGCGUGAGUCAAAAUCGGAGGCAGCGCAGAACAGUACCAGUACCAAAGAAGUAAAGGCGCAAGUUUAUCAGUGGCUGGAAUUUGCUGUUCUGUAUGUGGCACCCGGCUCUAAAGACAAAUACGUGUCCAAACAACUUCUGGCUGACUUUAACAAGCUUUUUAUUAGCAAAUCGUAUUUAGUCGGCAACUUUAUAACACUGGCGGAUCUGGCUGUCUAUUAUGCAAUUUACGAUCUUAUGAAAUCGCUUUCACCUGUAGACAAGGAAAACUAUUUAAAUUUGUCACGAUGGUUUGAUCAUCUUCAACAGAGACCCGAGGUGCACCAAGGCGAACCCUUGCUAAAUUUCACGACCAUCUAUCUUCACGGCUGGGCAACGGGCACGCACAUCUAAGCCGCGAGUUGAUUAAGAAUUCUGUGUAGCUCAUACUAAAAAAAAUAAAAUUAUUUAUUUCUGUUGCAUUUUACAAGUAAAUGUGUCAAUGUGCCAAUGAGCGUUGAAA
Scaptodrosophila lebanonensis is the source of this 711-nucleotide messenger RNA. It is a transcript of the gene AIMP3, whose product is annotated as eukaryotic translation elongation factor 1 epsilon-1. The transcript is spliced from 3 exons. Lineage: Eukaryota; Metazoa; Arthropoda; Insecta; Diptera; Drosophilidae. The coding region runs from base 63 to 602 and encodes 179 amino acids. Gene Ontology annotation, biological process: positive regulation of DNA damage response, signal transduction by p53 class mediator. The record is from RefSeq and is a predicted model, not a curated record. Gene Ontology annotation, cellular component: cytoplasm; aminoacyl-tRNA synthetase multienzyme complex; nucleus.